GGGCGGGCUGAGAGGGCUGCGUACAGUGGCUAUCACGUGAUCCUCCCCCGCCAAUGGCAGGCGGCUCUAGGUUUGACUAUGUUUAAUGUCAGAUGGCAAUAAACUAGAAGCUCCUGGUCAGGCCCGCGGAAAUGGGAGAACAUAAUCUUCUUAAUCCCGGGUUUGUGGGACCUCUGGUGAAUAUCCAUACCGGGGACACCUUCUAUUUCCCCAAUUUCAGGACCCCCGGCGGGCAGUUACCUGGCUUGCCCUCUCUCUCUUAUCCAAGAAGGGAAAAUGUCUGUUCUCUGCCAUGGGCAUCCACAGAGCCGUGCAACGGAUACCCCCAGCCCUAUCUCAGCAGCCCGGUCUCCAUUAACCCUUCCUUCAGCAGGGCUUGUGAUCUGGCCCGAGUGGAAGAGACCAAAUGCUAUUACCGGGAGGGGUGCAACCCCGACACCCCCAGCCUGAAAAGGGAGAAUGUGCUGCUGCCCCUGGAGAGCGGGAUCCAUAGCGCCAUGAACAGCACUUUCCAGAAAUACGACUACACGGCUGUGGACUCUGUUCCCCACGACCCUCCCUCCUGUCAGUCUUUAGAGUCAGACUCCGGCUCGUCUCUGCUCAAUGAGGGGACUAAGAACGCCGUGUCCGAAGCAGCCACAAUGGCUUCUCCCUCUAAUCCGGGCAACAGCCUUCCGGCAAGUGGGGCUCCUUGGUACCCGAUACACACAAGGUCCAGAAAGAAAAGAAAGCCCUAUUCUAAGAUACAACUGGCUGAGCUGGAAGGGGAAUUUAUGGUAAAUGAAUUUAUCACCCGACAACGGAGGAGAGAACUGUCUGACCGGUUGAGCCUCAGUGACCAACAGGUGAAGAUUUGGUUCCAGAAUCGUCGAAUGAAGAAGAAAAGACUUCUAAUGAGAGAGCAAGCACUGUCAUUCUUUUAAACCCUGCGUGGGGUGCGGGAAUAACUGGCCACCGAUAUCUUGAUGAGAACUGUGUAGUGCCUGUUAAAGUCAUAUCAUGGUUUCUUUGUGUCACUCACCAGCUUGUACACUCCAUGACCCAUUUCAGUACUGGAAACAGAAUAAAGUGACGAGAUUCAGAGCCUAGAGAGAGAGGCAAAAUCACGAUGGACAUUUUGUGAUGUUUGGGUACAGAAUUGCAAAAACAUUCCUUUCCAAACAGCUGUUCCUCUCUGCAAGUCCUAGGGUUGCUUGUGCAUAGACUCUGCAUGCUCUUGCGUCAUCUCUGGCUUUGUACUUAUUUCAGAUCCAGUUCUGUUGCCAACUAAACGGGUCAGUGUUGUCCUCAAAAUAAGGUGGCAGUGCAUUUCACCCUAAAUGAACCCUCUGCUUAGUUGUGAGUGGGUGGGCAAUUGUUCAUUCAGUCACAUGCAAUAUUUUUCUUUCCACAAUAGGCUUUUAUUCUCACAAUACUCAAGAUGCAAUAUCUUGUCUCAUUUGUCUGUCUCCGUUGGCAAGAUAUUGGCA
Messenger RNA from Xenopus tropicalis (tropical clawed frog), 1469 nucleotides. RefSeq names its product homeobox C12 (gene hoxc12). The record is from RefSeq and is a predicted model, not a curated record. Bases 132 to 923 code for a protein of 263 amino acids. Gene Ontology annotation, molecular function: DNA binding; DNA-binding transcription factor activity, RNA polymerase II-specific. Gene Ontology annotation, biological process: regulation of DNA-templated transcription; regulation of transcription by RNA polymerase II. Lineage: Eukaryota; Metazoa; Chordata; Amphibia; Anura; Pipidae. The transcript is spliced from 2 exons. Gene Ontology annotation, cellular component: nucleus.